UCGGUUAACCUCGCAUACGACAGCUGACCGGAUUCGAGUGAGAGCGAGACACAAACAGUGUCUGUGCGCGUGGUAGAAAGAGAACGACGCACCGCGCACCUACCAGCGCCGCCAUUUAUUUCUUUUAGUGCUCGACUCCCGACUAGUGACAGCGUUUUUGAUUAUCGCAAGAGCAUACACGUUUUAUUUGUGAAAUUUGUGUAUUCAAGUGCUAUUAAUAUUUAAUAAAAGUUUCUUGUGCAUUUCGUGUGAGAGUGAGAAUGCUAAGCGGAAUGAUAUGUUAGAAAACCGUACGCAAAUCACAAUGGCAGGCGUCCGUACUUCGGUUGUCAACAUAAAAUGAGAUUAUGCAAGUUUGAAGUAGGAUGCAGACGAAUCUUAGGUAAAUAAUGAGUUAUAUCGUUGUCUAAAUGGAUUAAAUAGCGAGGUGUUAGUGUGCGUCGUGUCAGCUGGAUUUUUGUAGGUGCAUCGACGUGUUAAAAGUCAGUGAGACUAUGAGGGUUGUAAAAUAAUGCGGUGGCUGCACAAAAUAUUGACGCUGGCAAUAAUUUGCGCAGCUGCGGGUGAGGACUGCCCCACCGCCUGCACCUGCACCAGCGCGCGCCUGCAAUGUUCCAACCUUACUAUCCCUGGUAACCACCUCAACAAGACCAUUAUCGCCAAAUAUGGCACAGAACUCCGAAACAUCACCUGGACAGACUCCACCGUACAAGAUUUGGACCAGGAUCUCUUUUUAGGCCUAUACAAAUUAGAAUACAUCGAUUUAAGCAGAAACGAAAUACAAAGGGCAAAGGACGAACUGUUCGCAAGACUGAACAACUUGGUAUACCUAAACCUGUCGAGGAACAAGAUUGACGACAUACCUCGCUCCACGUUCAAGUUUCUAGACAACCUAGAGAUUCUGGACGUGUCACAUAAUCAUCUUCACGUCAUACCAUUCCAGGUCUUCGGGCCACUGACUAGGUUAAAGUAUUUGGAUAUAUCUCAUAAUAAAAUCGCAACAUUCUUAGACUACUUUUUUAAGCCUAACCGCCAACUGAAACAACUGUUCCUAAAUAAUAAUAGCCUAGUCGAAAUUACUUCGAAAGCUCUAGUCAACUUGAAGGAGUUGGAAAUCCUGGACUUAUCCGCCAAUAAACUAGAUUAUAUACCUAAGUCUAUCUUAGAUCAUUUUGAACAUCUUACAGAUCUUAAUCUUAGCUACAACAACUUCCAAAACAUAUCAUACGAUGCUUUUAAGAAACUGUACAAAUUAAAGUGGCUCGACAUGGGCGGGAAUAGACUCAAGUGGCUGCCCGCCGGGCUUUUCCAAAAUAAUGAAAAUUUAGAAACAUUCUACCUCGACAACACUCAAAUAACGGUUAUACAGAACACGAAUUUUAAAGGUUUGAUUAAUUUACAGCGACUUUUCCUUAGAGACAAUCGUAAUUUAAGUGAAAUAGAAAGAUAUGUUUUCGAAGAUACGCCGGAUAUAACACAUUUGGAUAUAAGCGGCAACGAUUUGACUUUUUUACCUUUAAGCUUAGAGAAACUAGAUAAAUUAAAAGCUUUGAAAAUAAACAAGAACCCAUGGGCUUGCGACUGUCGCAUGGCGUGGUUCGCGGCUUGGGCUGAAAAGAGGAAGGACAUAAUCAGAUCAGACCUGAGCUGCCGGAGAGCCUACCCCGGCGACAUGCUACGCGUGCUCAAUGAUACCAACUGCAAGCCGCCGCAGCUCAUCUCGAGCAGCCCCCUGGAACUGUAUCGACUGCAGAGCGAAGCGCGACUCGAGUGCAGGUUCGACGGCAACCCAGCGCCCUCUAUCACUUGGAUCACACCGACGAGGGACGUCUUCCAUUGGAAUCCAAACCCGUUGGUACCAGACCUAUUCCGGAAACACGGAACCGCACACGACCAAUACUAUCGCCCAAUAGACAACGAGAGAUCGCGAGUGAGAGUGUUAGAAGAUGGUAGCCUAUUAAUAACUGAUAUACACAGAGAAGACACGGGAACAUAUAUUUGUUACGCUACAAACCCUUCCGCCAAUGUGACCGCAGAGGUGAUUUUGAACAUAGACCCGAUGACAAUGUUUGAGAUAAAGAUCUACAGUCUGAUCUGUGGAGCGUUCUGUGCCGCUUUGUUCCUGGGAAUGACUUUAUUGAUUCAAGCUAUACGUUAUAUCUUCUACAGAUUCCGACUUCUGGAGACGUGCUGCAGCUGCUGCGCAUGCGUGAGCCGCGACGCGCCGCGCUCGCGACAGAUAUACAACAUGCUGGACAACAUCGAACAAUACAAGAGACAGCAAUUGGAAAAACUGCGAGAGAACUACGCUGUUCAGGUUCAUCGGAUCAAAGAGAACUGUACACAGCAAAUGGAAUGGAUACAGAACAGCUACUCGUCGCAAGCAACGCACCUGCGCAACAUCAGAGAUAUCGGCACCAACCAUUUGACCUCUAUGAAAGACCAAUACUAUGACCAGGUUAAACGGGUUCGAGAGUACUCCACAUCACAGUUGAACUGGGUCAGAGAGAACUACGUAUUCCAAAGAAACAAAAUACGAAAAUUUAGCGCUCAUCAGAUUCUUAGACUUCGCGAAUCGUAUAAAUAUCAACAGCAGACGCUAAAUAAAGUGUUGGAAAAUCUGCCGACGUUGUACUUUGAGAACUGCCGCAGCGGAUCCUGCGGACGCAGCGACUCCAUGGCUUUCGAUCCGGACGUGGAAGUCAUCGACAUGUAUCUCAAGACCAAGAUAGAAAAGUUGACGCACCUUCCCAACCCGAUCACCGACGACGAAAGCAAAAUGUCAGUUUAUUACACACCGACGGAGAGAUCCGUUAACUCGAGGCGUAAUUCACCGCUCACUAUCCCCGAAGGCAUUCACAUCAACAUGAUAGAGCGGGGCCCUCCCAAACUGAUGGCGAAGAUAAAACCUCUGCAGCCGGUGCCGCCGCCGAGCCUCGACUACUCCACGCCGCCGUCGACUUCGAAAGCGGGCUUGUCAGUGGGACACGUGAAGUACAAGUGUGACAGAAGCGAGUUCAAGCCGUUCAGCGAGCCGUUGCUGGGCAGGGAGCGCGGGAAGUGCCAGCUGGCAGUGAGCGCGAGCUCGCCGGAGCUGCGUCGCGAGGUGGACUGCGAGGCGGCGCGCGAGCCCCGGGCGGAGGGCGAGGCGGCGCGGGAGGCGCGCGUGCUGCUGGCAGUGGAGCUGGCUCAGCCCGAGUGCGAGGUGAAGCACGCGGCGGGGCAGCUGGUGUGCGGCGAGUGCGCGGGGCUGUGCGAGAACACGCCCUUGUAGUACAGGCUGCUCACGCGCGUGUUCAAGAUCUACGCGGUGUCGGGCGGCACGCUGACCGUGCACAAGCCGGCCGACGUGCCGCUGACAGACUUGAGCGGGUUCACGCCGUCUUUCGUAUGAUUCUCUACGUCAGUGUUGAAGUGAUUCGCGAACCGUUUCGGCCGCCGUGUCGCGAGUUAGAAGGCAUCUUGCCCGGCCGAGCUGUGAUAGACUGUGUGCGGUGCGAGUGAGCCGCGUGCCCUGCGACGUUCUCGUACCAUCUCCUAGUGGUAGGUUAAGGAUACUGAAUCUGCUGUCGAUGGUAGUGGAAAAAAAAAUUUGAAACGGUUUUCUAAUAAGUGUUCUAUCAAUGGGUACGGAAUGUGUAAAUAUGUAUCGUUUGUUUCGAUUUAUUUCAUUUCCAUUUUGAUGUAUUUUUAAGGUAUGAAAAAUCUUAGAGUAAUAUGCAUUUUAUAUUUGUUCCGACUUAAAACUUAGGUAAUGAAGGUGUAAGGAAAUUGUUACUAUCUUUGUUGUAAUUGUUGCGAUGUUAUUGUAAAUUGGUGUAUCGUAGAACUGAGACGAUCUUUUCUCAUGAGCUGUAUUUCCUUUCACUUCAACCGAACUAGAUUGUAUGUAUUAUUGAGUCUGAUUUAGUCAAUUUUUUUUAUAUAAAAUCAAAAUCAAUUUUAUAAAAAAUCAUCUUAGUUUAUCUACGUUUUAAUAAUUUAUAUUUCUUUAUGUUUACCGAUGCCUUAUCGAUCUGAUGUGUAACAGUGCAACAGUGAUAUGCCAAAAUACUGCAAAUCCAACAAUGAUUUAUAUUGUGAACUUUUCUUAAUGUGAAAUAUACAAAUAUUGUUGAAAUUUUUCUAAAUAUUAUAAACAAGAGUAAAUAGUAAAUCAUGGAGAAUAAAUUAUUUUUCAAUGUAAUCUCUCUUGGUUUUAUUUACGUUCAGUUGAGAACUGAGGCGCGUGUGCGUUACGUUAUCUUGUCGGCAACAUAAUUAUUACUACUACUGUGCUGUAUAUAUUAAACACCAU
This is a messenger RNA of Papilio machaon (common yellow swallowtail), 4297 nucleotides long. RefSeq names its product leucine-rich repeat and immunoglobulin-like domain-containing nogo receptor-interacting protein 2. NCBI's taxonomy places the organism in Eukaryota, Metazoa, Arthropoda, Insecta, Lepidoptera, Papilionidae. Bases 512 to 3274 code for a protein of 920 amino acids. The transcript is spliced from 5 exons. The record is from RefSeq and is a predicted model, not a curated record. Gene Ontology annotation, molecular function: protein binding.